AUGGACCAGCAACCGAACGGGCAUUCAUCUCCGCUGCACGAUGCAACCAUCGAACAGACGAAAAACAUGCUUGAAAAUAUCUCUUUAUUAUCGAAGACUCAGGACCAUACUGGCCAUGAUGAUGUUACCAAUAAGCCGCUUCGAAUUGAAUCAUUGAAUCCCGCGUUGUUGCCCGGUAAUGACGCUGCGACAACGACCGCAACAUCCCAAAAGAGGCUGAUCAUCAUCGGCGAUGUACAUGGAUGCAAAGCUUCGUUGGAUGCACUGUUGGAGAAAUUAUCAUUUGCACCCGAUCAUGAUCAUCUUAUCUUCACGGGGGAUCUUAUCAACAAAGGCCCUGACAGCCUCGGGGUAGUCGAUUUGGCACGGAAUUACUCUGCUUCCUCUGUACGUGGGAACCAUGAGGAUCGGAUUCUGCGACUACGGCAGGAGAUGAUGGCACAGAGCGAGGAGUCGUCGAGUACUGAGGAUGAAAGUGAGUCAGAGGAGGAAGAGGAAGAAAAAGAGACAGGAAAAAAAUCAGACAAGAAGGAGGAUAAGAAGAAAGAGAAAAAGGAGAAAAAAGAAAAGAAAAAAGAAAAAAAGAAAGAGAAGAAAGAGAAGAAAAAAGACAAGAAGGAUAAAAAGGACAAGAAGGACAAGAAGGACAAAAAGAAGAAGGAUAAGAAAAAUAAGAAAGGAAAAGACAAGGGAGAAGGUAAGGAAGCCCGUGAACGCGACCUGGCACUCCAACUCAGCGACGAUCAGGCGCAAUGGCUUGAGUCCUGUCCGAUGAUCCUCAAACUAGGAUGGAUUCGCGGCAUGGGCGAGGUGGUUGUGGUGCACGCAGGCUUACUCCCGGACAUUGAGUUGGAGAAGCAAGAUCCGUGGAUUGUUAUGAAUAUGCGGUCGAUCAAUUUUGAUAAGAAAGAGGUGCUCGAUUCGCACCAGGGGACUAUGUGGGCCAAGUUAUUCAACAAACACUACUCAACUGUGACGAGCAACAAGGUUGACUCAACAGUGUCCACGAUGACGGUCAUCUACGGCCACGACUCAAAAACUGGCCUUGCCAUAAGCGAUUAUACCAAGGGUCUGGAUUCGGGUUGUGUCAAAGGCGAAAAACUUUCGGCUUUGGUGAUCGAAGCCGGUGGGAAACAGAGUCUUGUACAGGAGAAAUGUCGUGAUGAUGUUAAAGAGUAG
Aspergillus glaucus CBS 516.65 is the source of this 1179-nucleotide messenger RNA. Its product is annotated as putative serine/threonine-protein phosphatase. Gene Ontology annotation, cellular component: cytoplasm. Gene Ontology annotation, biological process: polyphosphate catabolic process. The transcript has 3 exons. Gene Ontology annotation, molecular function: phosphatase activity; endopolyphosphatase activity. NCBI's taxonomy places the organism in Eukaryota, Fungi, Ascomycota, Eurotiomycetes, Eurotiales, Aspergillaceae. Bases 1 to 1179 code for a protein of 392 amino acids. The record is from RefSeq and is a predicted model, not a curated record.